GAGUAUCAUCUGCUUACCUACCUUUCUCUCUCUCUCUCUCUUAAGACUGUUUGGUCCUUUUGCUUUUGUUGUACCUGCGCCGUAAAAUAGGUGGAAAUGACUUUGUCACUCGUCAAAUCCAUGAUAAACUCUCCAAAACUCCGCCUCUCCACAGCACCACUUGGCUUCUCUCGUUGCAACCGCUGGUGUGUCUCUCUUCCAAAUAUGUCUUCAAAAUCUAUUCCUUUCGCUUCACUCACUAUCUCCGCUUCUUCUGGUAAGAAGGAAGUAGUGGCUACAGAGAAAGCACCAGCUGCUUUGGGACCAUACUCUCAGGCUAUCAAAGCUAAUAAUCUUGUUUUCCUCUCUGGUGUUCUUGGACUUAUACCUGAGACUGGAAAGUUUGUUUCAGACAGCGUUGAGGAUCAGACAGAACAGGUACUCAAGAACAUGGGGGAGAUAUUGAAAGCUAGUGGUGUUGAUUACUCCUCUGUGGUGAAGACAACAAUCAUGCUUGCUGACUUGGGUGACUUCAAGAAAGUCAACGAUAUAUACGCCAAAUACUUCCCAGCUCCUUCUCCAGCACGAUCCACAUAUCAAGUCGCAGCCUUGCCUCUAAACGCCAAGAUCGAGAUCGAAUGCAUUGCAACACUCUAGAACACCAUCAAACACGCUAUGAAGAGUGGGAAAAGAUGUCAAAACAAAUAAGACAAACCAUGAUGUUUUUGGGGCUUUUCUUAUCAUAUCCCUAAAUCAAGAAUAAGCGAUGUAGUCUCUCCUAUUUGACCGUCAUUUGAAGUUUGACUUGAUAUGUACUGAGUACAAUAUUUUUUAUUAGAAACCUUGAUAUUGCUAUGAUGAGCAAACAUAGUGUUUGGUAA
Messenger RNA from Brassica rapa (field mustard), 860 nucleotides. Its product is annotated as reactive Intermediate Deaminase A, chloroplastic. Gene Ontology annotation, cellular component: cytosol; mitochondrion. Lineage: Eukaryota; Viridiplantae; Streptophyta; Magnoliopsida; Brassicales; Brassicaceae. The record is from RefSeq and is a predicted model, not a curated record. Gene Ontology annotation, molecular function: deaminase activity.